AUAUUCAUAAGCAUAUUUGCGUAACGUGUAGUUCAGUAGCUAAUUUCAAACAUUAACUCCAUAAUUUCUUUAACUGUGGACUGUAUAAAUUUAACUAUGGCACCAGCAGCUAAGAAAAAACAUACGUUUUUAACGAUAGACCAGAAAAAAGAAGUUCUUAAGAAACUAAGUGAAGGACAGUCAAUUCGACAGCUAGCUGCGCAAUACAAUGUAGGUAAAUCUACAAUUUCGGACAUAAAAUCAAGUGGAUUAAAGAUUGAUAGUUACAUUGCUAGAACAUAAUGUGGCCUUGGAAAGCGUAAAACUAUGCGACCUGCGGAGUUUGAAAAGAUGGAAGACCACUUGUAUAAAUGGUUUGUAAACGCAAGACGAAACAAUGCACCGAUUUCCUCGGAAAUCAUCAAAGAAAGGCCAAACAAUUCUGUUCCCAAAUUUACGGACAAAGUGUGGAAUUUGUGGCUAGUAAUGGUUGGUUUAGUACAAUAAUUUUCGCUCCCGAUAUGGAAUUAAAUUCUUAAAAAUAUCUGGCGAAAAACUUUCCAAUGAUUCUACUGCUGUGCAACCCUUUAUUGAAAAAUUGCGAAAGAAAAUUGCAGAAAUGGGCAUUACGUAUG
Messenger RNA from Anastrepha ludens (Mexican fruit fly), 614 nucleotides. RefSeq names its product tigger transposable element-derived protein 2-like. Gene Ontology annotation, molecular function: DNA binding. The coding region runs from base 97 to 282 and encodes 61 amino acids. The transcript is spliced from 2 exons. The record is from RefSeq and is a predicted model, not a curated record. NCBI's taxonomy places the organism in Eukaryota, Metazoa, Arthropoda, Insecta, Diptera, Tephritidae.